AUGGAUAAAAUUUUUAAAUCGAUUACGAGCCGGCCGGCAUUGUAUAGAACUUUAAUAAAUGAGCAAUGCGAGCAGACGUCUAGUAAAUUGUCUGCGAAACGUAUACUUGCAUUUAAUAGAACGUUAUCGACGCGAGAAUAUUCAACGAUUCUUCCCACUGGUAUUAGACACUUGUACGGCAAUGAAACUCCAGUUUGUAUGCUGUCUUCUAAACACAGUCUUCUGAUAUAUAAUCAUCAGAGACGCAGCAUGUUUAUCCAGACACAAGAUACACCGAAUCCGAAUAGUCUAAAAUUUAUUCCAGGAGUACCAGUAUUGGGAGAAGGUUGUACGAAAGACUUUCCAAGUGCUAAGGACGCCUAUUGUUCGCCGCUUGCGAAAAUGUUAUUUCGCAUUGAAGGAGUAAAAGCGAUAUUUUUCGGUCCUGAUUUCAUCACGGUUACGAAACUCGAUGAAGAUGUAGAAUGGAAAUUGUUGAAACCGGAGAUAUUUGCUACUGUCAUGGAUUUUUUUGCGAGCGGAUUACCGAUUAUGGACGAAACUUCUCAACCUGCAGCGGAUACACAAAUCAAUGCAGACGAUGAUGAGAUUGUUCAGAUGAUUAAAGAAUUACUGGAUACACGAAUACGUCCUACAGUGCAAGAGGACGGUGGUGACAUCGUAUUUAUGGGUUUCGAGGAAGGUAUUGUGAAAUUGAAAAUGCAAGGUUCCUGUACCAAUUGUCCAAGCUCGGUAGUCACAUUAAGAAACGGCGUGCAAAAUAUGAUGCAAUUUUACAUCCCUGAAGUGCUUGGAGUCAUACAAGUGGAGGACGAAACGGAUAAAAUUGCCGAGAAAGAAUUUCAAAAAUUUGACCAAAAAAUUAGCAAUAAUAGUAAAGAUAAAUAGGUAGUGAUCAUAGUCGGUUGUAGACGAUAAUGUAUCUACACAUCGUCUUGUAAUUCUAUAACUACAAACGUUCUACAUUAUAUUGUUUAUUUAUAAAUAACAAAACUUAUAAAUAA
Molecule: messenger RNA, 1004 nt
Organism: Pogonomyrmex barbatus (red harvester ant)
Lineage: Eukaryota; Metazoa; Arthropoda; Insecta; Hymenoptera; Formicidae
Product: NFU1 iron-sulfur cluster scaffold homolog, mitochondrial
Biological process (GO): iron-sulfur cluster assembly
Cellular component (GO): mitochondrion
Molecular function (GO): iron-sulfur cluster binding; iron ion binding
Source: RefSeq, a predicted model, not a curated record